Molecule: messenger RNA, 2638 nt
Organism: Astrephomene gubernaculifera
Lineage: Eukaryota; Viridiplantae; Chlorophyta; Chlorophyceae; Chlamydomonadales; Astrephomenaceae
Source: the annotation of a GenBank genome assembly
CACUUACAUACUAUUCGCUUUAACUAUCUCCUCCUGCCGACGAAUUGGCUUACUGCUUAGUGCCUUGGCACGUUGCCAGACUUCAACAGGUCCUGGUCGCAACCACUAUAUACGUAUACACGUCUUUUACUUGGCUCAACACAUUGAGCCAAGUAGGGCAGCUAACGCCAGUAGGGCAGCUGGUUGCUUUGCACAUCGCACCUUCCAUCACUUAGAGCUCUGGUCAUCCCAAGCUCAAUACAGAUGGAGCAAGCGCAACAGUUACAGCUUUCGGGUUCCCAGGCGUCUUCAAGUUGUGCUAGUGGUUCUACUGAGCCACCGCGAUGGAGCCCUUCCAGCACUAGCGACGCGUCAAGCUGCGCCUGCACACCUGGCGACAACAUAACCAUCGAGCAGGUGAACUACGUACGGAGGCACCUCGAGGCCGGGUUUCAAGCAGAUGACGCUACAAUUGUUCGGUUCAUACGCGCUACUGGCGGCAACCUCUCUUUGUCUAUCAAGCGCCUCAACACAACCCUUGCUUGGCGGGCACAAUUUAAGCCCGAACAAGUCGUCUGCCGUGCCUGCGUACGGGAACCCAGGUCCCACUACAUGCACCUGGUGGGGUACUGCACGCGUGGCCGACCCAUCAUCUACAGCUGCCUGGAGAACGCGCGCAACCGGGUGUUUGAGGACAACCGUGACCACAUGAUCCAGACCUUUGAGUGGGCGAUCAAGUGCAUGCCCCCCGGCGUGGAUCAGUGGAUCUGGGUGUGCGACUUCAAGGGAUUCGGAAUGGCCGACGUCAACCCCAAGCUUGCCAAGCUCUUCCUGGACAUCAGCGCCGAGCACUACCCCGAGCGGCUGGGGCUCUUCCUGGUGGUGGACGCACCUGCGCUGUUUGGGCUGCUGUGGAAGGCCAUCUCGGCGUUUGUGGACCCCAAGACCUACAAGAAGAUUAGGUUCCUGCCGUUUGACGCCGGCAAGCCGGAGAAGCUGGCCAAGAGCUCUCUGAAGGCGGAGAUGGACAUGCACUUUGACACCGUCACCACCACCUGGCUGCUGCGGGAGAUGGCGGAAAACCGCGACAAGGCCAAGGUGGCUCGCAAGGUGUACAACAUGUUCAGCAUGUACGAGCGGGCGAUGGACGGCGAGCUCUGCGACCACGGACACGACGACCACAAGCGCUGCCACCACGGACACCUAACAGCCUCCGUGUCCGCAGCAGCAGCAGCCACGAAGGGUGCACAACAGGUUGGGGCUGAGAGCGGUGUCAACGCCAGCAGCAGCGGCGGGGGUGCGGCUCGCGAGGUGCAUGUGCACGCAACAGCGCCUGGGGUCACCGCCGCAGCUGCAGUGGCGGCGGUGGCGACAGAGCAGCAUAACCUGCUGGGUACGCCGGCGCUGCUGCAUUCGUUCAACACGAGACCGGAGCUGCUGCUGCCGCAGGCGACGGCUACUGCUUGAAAACUGUAGAGGGCUGCUGAGGGGAAGGGAAUAAGGGGUCGGGAUAGGGAUGGGUCGUAUAUAGCUGGUAGGGCUGGAUGGUGCAGGCGGGGGCGGUCGCGGAGACGUUUGCCGAGACGUUAGUAGACGGAAACGUGAGUGAAGUAAGACAAAGCAAGCAAUGCUUCCUCCCUUCGUUUUGUGGCUUGACUGGCAAGGUAUUUUCCAUGUGAGCUGUUUGAGUUCCGUGCAGGCUGCAUGGGGCAGGGGAAGAGAGUAGGGGUUGCUUUAGAGGAUUUGCAUGCUGGAGGGAUGGGCAGGCAACAACAGCACAACACUUACACUCCUAGAGGACUUGGCGACUAGGGUUUCGGUUUCCGGCGACUAGGGAUUCGGCUUCUGGUGAUCAACUUUCUGUCAGCAGCUGCUUGCAAACGCGUUGCACGGUGUGGGCCUGGUCGUCAGUAGCGUGCACUAGCUGCAUGCGUUUUGCCUGUUGUGUUGUCACAGUGCGCUCUGUCGUGCGUUGCUUGGAGUUACUAUAAACAUUUAUAUACUGGUUGGGUUAUGAGUUGGUGGGGCUGUAGUGUCCCCCACCGAAGGGUGGCUUUACCAGCCGCUUGUGAUAAGAUGCGCUUGCAUGGUGGCUCUGGGGGCGUUCGCUUGCGUUACAUGCGGGUAACAGUGCAUCAUGUUGUCGUGAUUUACCUGGUCAUGAGCACAAUGAGUGCAUCUUGCUUGUCUAACGACUUUUAUAGCUUUUGGUUAAAAACAUGAUGGGUUUAUGCUGUAGGGCCCGUGCGGCAAAGCUUCUUGCGUCUCUCCAAAGCGGCCAGUGUGAAGUAUAAUGCUGUGUUUGCCUACGCCUGGCCCGAUUGCCGCUCGGGGGAUGUUAGGGGGAAAUCCCGUCUUAAGGAACAACCCGGCGAUUGCGCGUGUAGGGGGCUGCUUAAUGAGAUUCCUGAGAGUAUUCGGAGCCUGAGGCUCACCUUGUUUUCGUUCGUGCCAUCUGCUGUAUUUUGCGACACCGCGGUGUCCACGCAUGGUAGUAUACGUGCAAAGCCUUGUGUCUUUACUCUUGGCUGUGGACUUCCUUAACUGUUGGUUAUUUUUCCUUCUCACCGCAUACUCCUUACUCUGUGUUUGUAUCCCAACAUCUAUACGAACUGUCACUCUGCGUUAGGACGCAGCCAUCCUUGUAACCUGUACACUG